AUGACAAUUGACCGCUGUGUUCAUGAGAAAAAAGGAGUAAAAUUGAGUUUAAAAGAAGAAGAUGAUUCGGAGGUGGGCGAGGGUUUAAAAAAAGUUGGAGGCGUAAGACAUGGCAGUGGUAUUGGAUAUUUUAUGGCACAUGAGGAUGAGCUAAAGCUCCUGUUGGGUAAUGUAUGGUCACUGUCUAUUGCUUAUGCUGAUUGUCACGCAAGAAACUACACGUCAGCGUGUCGCUUUCUGUACUACUACCCAGUGUCAACAUAUUUCACGCAGCUACGCGUCCUCGAAUUCUGUCAAGACGAUAACAAUUCAUUCUCGUUAUCAGAAGAAGUUCUGCGUAAAUUAGACAAGCUGGAGAUGCUUAAAAUAGACUUUGGAGGUUACGGUAAACGAGUCGGUGAACGUGUACUUUUACCGAUAUGGGAUUACUUGGACAAACGGCACACUGACGAGCACUGUUCCUUAAAGCGUUUACGUAUCCUCGACGGUUUCUUUUACCUUGAAGAUUCCGUAAGUAGGAGUUUCUUGGAAAAGACAAUCAAUUUAAGUAGUUUACACAUUGGAAGUUCCACGCAGACACAGGAAGAUAUUUUUACUUUAAUUUCGCAGCAAUCAAAAAUAGAAAAUCUUUGCAUUGAAUAUCUAAAAUAUUCAAACCCUUCAGUUUUGCUUUCGUCUCCGUCGAUAUUUGUAAACUCCCUUCGAAUUAUAUAUCAAGAUGAUAUACAUUUUAAAGAUAUUGAAAAUCUGGUUAGACGGCUAGCAGGUUUGAAAAAAUUGCGUCUUGAUGAAGUAGAUGUUCCACAACUCUUUAACGGCGAUCAGUGGGCAGCACUAAUACAAGCAACGCCGAUGCUCGAGAAAUUUUACAUAAAAUUGCUCGCUUGUACUAGUACAACGCAUGUUCAGCAAGAAGAAAUUCUCGCUCGAUUUCAGACUGACUAUUGGAUUCGUGAAAAAAAGGCUCUGGUCAAUGACUUCAACGGAAAAAAGACGUGGGCCCAAAGUUCAUGCGGGGAAGCUUUUCUCGGUAAAAACCCUUACAUUAUUGUUGUAAAGUUUUCAGGUUAA
Didymodactylos carnosus is the source of this 1071-nucleotide messenger RNA. The record is from the annotation of a GenBank genome assembly. Lineage: Eukaryota; Metazoa; Rotifera; Eurotatoria; Philodinida; Philodinidae.